ACAAGACUUCGUGUAGAGGGGGCUGAGCGUCGUGAUGCCAGUAAGGGUCAGAAGAACGCGGCUUUAGUUGACACGCGGCGUUCCGAGGCACGUUAUGUAUUUCGCAUCCCCCUUCGCGCUGAUUUACAAGUUCCGAGAACGCGUUAAACGUUGCGUAAUCAGCACAACGUAUGAGAUAACCGCGGUACGAGUACAGUGGGAUGUUUGAAGUGAAGUGACAGAAUCGAAAUAUAUAGUACUGAUAUAGAAGGGAAAUGCUCGAGGAACCUUGUUGACGGUUAGAGAACUUAGAGAACGCGAGAAGUGGACUCUGAAUGUGACUCGAUUCUGACUUGAAAUUGCAGUAGUGCUUCAGUGUAUUAUCCACACCGAAUACAAGAAGCGCCGAAGACUUUGCGAAAAUAAGAAACUCCCGGGGCAAAUGCAGGAAGCAAAAGAAGAAAAAAACGAGGAAAAGAAGAAUGCGGCCAAGGCUGUAACUCAACCCAAUUAAGUAGUUUCCGGCGGACUCCUCGACGUCACGACGUCUUGCGUUUCAGUCUACGAUUUUUCAUCGCGUCAACGAUUAUCUGGAAAAGAAGAACCAGCUAUUUUUUUUCUGUCAACUUGUGUUAUUCGAGGAACCGACUCAGUAUCAGCUACACGAGCGAAACGGUUUACAGUGUAUCUUCAGAAUGAUGGUUGCUGAUUAAAAUUAAAGGACUUAACGAACGUAUCUCACCCGUGAAACCAUCGGGAUUCCUUUGGCGUGUAAAAAAAUGUAUUAAAAAAAUUGUACGGGUUCAGUGAGCUCGAGGGCUGAAAACUGAAAAUAUGAUAGGGGCAAUAUCACGUUACGGACGUCUGGCUCACGAGCAAAACAUAACCUAAAUACGAGAGCGUUAAAGUGGCGAAGGCAGAGUACUUGGAUAUAGUCAAAACGUCGGUGUUCAAAGAUCAUGUCUACUCUGGCCACGAAAGCACUGUCGCCCUCCGUUGUGGGGGAUUUCACUACCAGUCUGAUGCCGACAGUGACGAGAGUGGAUACAAGGUUGGAAGUGAGUCCAGUGUCAGUGGUACUGGCAGUUUCCAUAGUCUUCAUUCUAUCGCCAGUUACAGUCAGCGAAAACUCCAUAAUACUCGCAGCAUUCUACAGAUACAAGCGGUUGAGAACAGCUUCCAAUUGUCUACUGGCGUCCCUGGCUAUUAGUGACUUUGGGGUUGGGGUCUUUAUGCCUUUUGGAAUGCAUCUCGAACUCUCGGGGUUGCCUGAGAACGGCGUCUCAACCCUGUGCAUCGCACCCUACUGCAUUGUAAUCGCUCUCUGUAGCGUGAGUGUCCUUGUAACAGUAGCCAUUGCUGUUGACAGACUGACGUCCCUUGCGCAACCAUUGCGAUACAAGAACAUAAUUACCCACAGCAGUGUAGAGAAGUACAUUGCUGUUUUUUGGAUAUACGCCAUCGCCGUAGGACUUUCACCUUUGAUCUACGCACAGAUAAUGGGGAUUACGCAACCGCACAGCGGAAGUUGCCGUUUCGGUGCAGCUGUCUCACCCCCUGUCAGGGUGUUCCUGGUAGUGGCUGUUUGGGCGCCAAGUGCACUCGUGUUACUCGGCUGUUAUAUGUACGUCUACUUGGUUGCACGUGCGCAUGCACGUGCCAUUUACACGGUCGAGCUAUCGUUUCGACAUCAAACGCAGACACUGACGCUUCCGCGUUACGGGCAGACAUUGGCAGUCACCGUGGGAGCAUUUCUCAUACUCUGGCUUCCGUUCCAAACGUGUAUGUUGCUGGACAUCUUCUGCGGUACGAAUAUCCUCUCGGAGUGGGCCGUUGUCUGGCUUGGUCUUCCGAUUCUCGCCCACAGCGGAGCAAAUCCUUGGAUUUAUGCUUUUCAUCAUGGCGAGAUGCGAGUCGCUGCUGGUAAAAUUGCAGAAGAUCUUGUUGCUCUGUUUGGCGUUACGCCUAGCCGCUACGGGUGUUCGCUUACACGAAGAGAAUCGAAUACAAAUUUGGAACUGGCCGAGGUUAACAACAGCAACGAUGGCCGAAGACACCCGGCUGAAGAUUGUUUCGCUGCCAAGCAAAACACUUUGUAUGCUAGUCGAAGAUGUUUGGAGAUGCCUAGCAAACACGCUGACAUAUCUCCAGAGAGAGACACGGCCCAGCAGUCGUGCUCCGACGGUACACAAGGCGAUAUAGUGGAGGAAGACAUUCACGACCUGACCAAGAUGUUAGAUCCUAAGUACAUAAUCGAUCGAAAUCACGUAAUCGAUUCCAAUCAUAACAUAGACAAAAUUAAAAAUCUUAAAUAUUUGCUGGACCCGACGUUCAACAAAAUUCGCCAUCUGCGACGGCUCAAUCACAAGCGAUUGACAAGUAAAAAUUUCCCAAAGUUCAGUGACCCCAAAUUUAUAUCCUAUCAAAACUUGAAGAGCGACGGAACGUUAAACAGAAAGCUUCUUCAGCUCAAUACAAUGUCCGAUCCGGUACUUAACGCUGACAGUCCAUCGGUGGACACAAAAGAUUUGACUGAAGUUCUUUGCCACCACCCUGUGCUCUGUCAAAGAAGAAACUCUAAUCUGGCGUCCAUGUCUGAUCCUAACAUUAAAGCAGCCACUGGCCACGCCUCCGAGAUCAAUCUCAGGGUAUUUUCCGGAAGUAGGAAUACCUCUGGCGAUCACAGAUAUUCUGUACAAAAUUUAGAUCACAACAGACACGAUCAUAGUCUUGCCAGACAUGCGAUGCAAUGUCGUCAGCUGGAAAACCAAAGAAAGUUGAACGGUCACGUACGGCCUCGCGUUAAAUUAAACAGUACAUCGGAUUACGUGAGUCCCGCGUUAGAUCUGAGACUUCACAACACGAGCGUCGCAUCUCUGCCAACACCCGAAAGUGUUAGAUCAACUCCAAGAUCCAGUCCGAUGCAAAGAACGUCACCGUCGUCAAAGUACAUGACUAUCACACCAAACAAGCUAGCUAAUUUUUGUUAUUCAGAGCCAGUGCACAAUGUGCGAUAUUUGGAACCAAGAGUAGAUCCAAUUUCACGAUUACCUCGAGCCAAACAGAAUCCUUUUAUGUUGAAGCAUUCCGAGUCCAUAAACACUAUAGAACCCAUGACGCGCGUUAGGUUUCUAGAACCAUCCAGAGUACCGGAUUCAUUAACGGUACCAACAAUCCACUCGGAACCGCCAAGUCCGAUGGAUCCUCUACCACUGGACUCUCUUCAGGAAGAAGAUACUUCGAAUGGCUUCCAAUCGAUAAAUCCUUGUACGGAUCUAAUGAUAGAGCCAUUAAGACCGCAACCUAUCAACCGAAACCUAAAGAGCCCAAUAAGACACUCUGAUCCCAUAAUACCAUCAGUUCUGCUAAACAUUGAGGAUUGUAGUGACAGUCGGGUAUCGAGUAACGAUAAGCUGUACAAUGGUUGGUCCAAUGAUUUUCUAUCCAACAGUUCUCCAGUAGAUCCAGAAGAGUUGUCGAAGGCCUUGCUUAAAAAUUCCGAGAGGACAAAGCUCCAGGAACCAAUAUUCUCGGAACACGAUUCCACGAGGUACAGUUCACGAAGGCCCUCGGACUCAAAAUGGUCGGAGUCUUCGAGGAGUCAAGAGGUUCUAUCAACCGUAACGGAACACCAUAGAUUCCCGUCCUCUUAUUCAGUCAAUAACUUCCAGAAUUGCACCAGCGGCAGUGACUUGAACGACGUCACGUGCCUUGAUCCAUUCAUGUGUCCUGACGCCCUUAGCUCGUCGCUACGGGAUUCCUUCUUCAGUGCUCCGUCGGUACCUGAUUCCGAUAUAUUCACGUCCUUUGACGAGGGUGACGAACACGUCUUCUCACAGGAGCUCGAGGUCCUCGUUUCACCGGCAGUACACUCCUCCAUGUCGAGCACAAACUUAAAGAGGACACAGGUCUCCGUUAGAGAACUUCAGAGCAAGUCAACAGAGUCUGUUUUCCGAAAACAGGGCACGCCUGUGGAGUCCUUCUCUAUCGUAAGACUAGAGCCGUCUGUUCAUAGAAGUAGACCUCUCGUGAGACCCGGCAAGGAUUAUAUACUGAAGGAUCCAUCCAGAAGAAACUUAAGAUUGGCGCCAUUGGCAACCCCGACUCCAACCGAAAUCUCUACACCUACUUUUGAUGUCGUCCCAGACAUGGCCAACGAUACAGCAAUGGGUGUCAGAGUAUAAACAACGCGAUAGUUUCUAAUGAAUUGCAAAUAAUUAUGUGCCAUAUAUUUAAAUAUAAAGUCAUUUAAUUCAUUGAAAAUUCGCUCGUGUUCCGAGUGCUUCGGAAGCAACGUUAACGCUAGCGAUUGAAGAACUUGUUUUCGUAAUCUAUCGAAUUAAAUAUCGUUAGAUUCAUAUCGAUCAAUCGAUAAACGUAUAUCCAUACCUAUUUUCACGUAAUUACUAGUAGAACUGUAUGAAUAUACUUGUAUCGAUCUGUGAACGAUCUUGCAACGAACACCCGCGAGUUUUACGUCACGUAAUUACGCUUCAUUUUAAUCUCAUAGAGAUUAUUAAAAAAGAGAGACUUGAAGAAAAUUCAGUGUUCGAUCGUAGUUGAUUAUAUAUUCGACGAUCGAUGGACAUUUUUGUAGAAGUCACGGAUAUACUCGAUUAAUUCGAAUAUUAUACGAACUUAUGCAUAUAAUUCAACCCAUUGAACUUUAUCCUACGGAAAUGCAUGGGCUUGCCAGAGGCUACUUUAAAUUGCAUUAUAUACGAUCGGAAAUAUUAUGUAUUACAUAUAAAUAUAUACAUAUAUAUAUAUAUAUAUAUAUAUGUAUAUAUUUAUAUGUAAUACAUAAUAUUUCCGAUCGUAUAUAAUGCAAUUUAAAGUAGCCUCUGGCAAGCCCAUGCAUUUCCGUAGG
This is a messenger RNA of Cephus cinctus (wheat stem sawfly), 4849 nucleotides long. RefSeq lists its product as uncharacterized. Gene Ontology annotation, biological process: adenylate cyclase-activating G protein-coupled receptor signaling pathway; regulation of metabolic process. NCBI's taxonomy places the organism in Eukaryota, Metazoa, Arthropoda, Insecta, Hymenoptera, Cephidae. The record is from RefSeq and is a predicted model, not a curated record. The coding region runs from base 939 to 4163 and encodes 1074 amino acids. Gene Ontology annotation, cellular component: membrane. The transcript is spliced from 6 exons. Gene Ontology annotation, molecular function: phosphatidylcholine binding; G protein-coupled receptor activity.